Molecule: messenger RNA, 339 nt
Organism: Serendipita indica DSM 11827
Lineage: Eukaryota; Fungi; Basidiomycota; Agaricomycetes; Sebacinales; Serendipitaceae
Source: the annotation of a GenBank genome assembly
AUGGAUUCUGAAGAUGUGCAUCCAUCUCAGCAAGCGGCAUCGACAUUCCAGCCAUAUGUCACCCCUACGCACCUCCAGACGCUACUCAGGAUCAAAGAGGAUGAAAAAGAGAGUUACUUGAAAUCUCUCUUUCCCCCCAGAGUUGCUCAACCAGACAGUUGCACGAGCUCGUUUAUGAGCACAAGCGUCGUCCCUCCCAAUGCCCUAACGCCGUGGAUAGCAGUGAAUCGUAGACGAGGAGGUCAUCCUAGACCACCCAGAAAGCUCGCUGCACGUCCUUUGGCUGAGGCAAGCACCUCACUCCUGACGGGUGGCACACAGGACUGGAAGAAUUGGUAA